GUCUCGGCCGAGGCGGUUGUCUUGCUGAGAGGCAGCGUGAAGACCCGGGGAGAACCGUGCUUAGGGAGCCCGCGCGUACCUGCUUGAUACUCAUGGACAUUGGAUGGGCCAGAGGCAGGAAUGGUCGGCUAUGACCCCAAAGCUGAUGUCAGGAGUAACUCCAAGUUUGAGGUGGCACUGGCAGGAUCUGUGUCUGGAUUUGUCACUCGGGCACUGAUUAGCCCUUUGGAUGUCAUCAAGAUCCGUUUCCAGCUUCAGAUUGAACGUCUAUCUAGCAGUGACCCAAAAGCAAAGUACCAUGGAAUCUUCCAGGCCAGCAAGCAGAUCCUGAAGGAAGAGGGCCCAGCUGCAUUCUGGAAAGGACACAUUCCAGCCCAGAUUCUCUCCAUAGGCUAUGGAGCUGUCCAAUUUCUGUCAUUUGAACAGCUGACUGAGCUGGCCCACAGAACCAGCUUGUAUGACGCUCAUGAGUUUUCAGCGCACUUUGUCUGCGGCGGCCUGUCGGCCUGCAUGGCCACGCUCGCGGUGCACCCUGUGGAUGUUCUUCGCACCCGCCUUGCCGCCCAGGGAGAGCCCAAGAUCUAUAAGACCCUGCGGGAGGCUGUGAUGACUAUGUACAGGACGGAGGGUCCCCUCGUCUUCUACAAAGGCUUAGCCCCCACCGUGAUCGCCAUCUUCCCCUAUGCCGGGCUCCAGUUCUCCUGUUACCGCUUCCUGAAGCACGCCUAUGAUUGGGUCCUUCCAGGAGAUGGAAAGCAGAAGGGUACAGGGAAUCUCAGAAGCCUGCUUUGUGGCUGUGGAGCUGGAGUCAUCAGCAAGACUCUUACGUAUCCCCUGGACCUCUUCAAGAAGCGCUUGCAGGUCGCGGGCUUUGAGCAAGCCCGAUCAACAUUUGGUCAGGUGCGGAGCUAUAGGGGCCUCAUGGAUUGCACCAAGCAGGUGCUUCAGGAUGAAGGCACGCAGGGCUUCUUCAAGGGCCUCUCCCCCAGCCUGCUGAAGGCUGCCCUCUCCACAGGCUUCAUGUUCUUCUGGUAUGAAUUCUUCUGCAACCUGUUCCAGUGCAUGAGGGAGGCAGACAGAUAGCCAUGAGGGCGGGAGGCUGCCACCCUAAGGAAGCGCGAGUCUGCCUCUGAGCUCAUGUUGCACGAGUGUUGUUGCUGGCUGGUUCUCCAAGCCAGCUGUUCUGAACAUGAAGAGCCAUCAGGAGCCAGGGGCAGGAGGCCAAGAACCUUGACCUUGACAGAAACACUGGGAGAAGGAAGCACUUGGGCUGCGGAAAUGACACCACCAAGAAGGAGCCUGGCAUUGUUUCGCUGUCCAGCCCCAACCCCAAAGGAAUUGGACACCAUCCUUUACUUUGUAGUCGUCUUUGGGAGAACUCUCCCAGUUCUGGACGAGUCACAGCUCGCGUGGACUGAGCUCUGUGUAGGAGUCUGGCUCCCGCAACUUGAGUUCUUUUUCUGUUUUUUAUUUUAUUUUUUUUUAUUUAUCUGACAGAGAAAGAGGGAGCAAGAGAGAGAGAGAAGGGGCACAUGCCAGGGCCUUCAGCCACUGCAAA
This is a messenger RNA of Jaculus jaculus (lesser Egyptian jerboa), 1558 nucleotides long. RefSeq names its product solute carrier family 25 member 19 (gene Slc25a19). Lineage: Eukaryota; Metazoa; Chordata; Mammalia; Rodentia; Dipodidae. The transcript is spliced from 7 exons. The record is from RefSeq and is a predicted model, not a curated record. Gene Ontology annotation, biological process: thiamine pyrophosphate transmembrane transport. Gene Ontology annotation, cellular component: mitochondrial inner membrane. Bases 121 to 1083 code for a protein of 320 amino acids. Gene Ontology annotation, molecular function: thiamine transmembrane transporter activity.